Molecule: messenger RNA, 2232 nt
Organism: Boeremia exigua
Lineage: Eukaryota; Fungi; Ascomycota; Dothideomycetes; Pleosporales; Didymellaceae
Exons: 5
Coding region: 1-2232 (743 amino acids)
Source: RefSeq, a predicted model, not a curated record
AUGGCGAACGAGGAGCAGCGCAAAGCGUUCGCCGCGUACAUGGGCGGCGGCAGCAGCUCGACCGCGAGUGUUGGACAGCAAAUACCGCCGUAUCCAGGCUCGGUCGCCAACCCUGCCAGCCAGUAUCUCUUCAACGUUCACUCAUGUGUGCAGCAGUUCCCGGGCCUGGGUGUCCCGCCAGCAGUGCCUACGCCUCCGCCGGCUGCUGCGAGUUCGGUCGCUUCGUAUCAAGGUUUUCAAGGCGGGUUUCAAGGCGGGUUUCCCCCGCAAGCUGCUUUCGGUCAGGCUGGGUUUCCCCAACGUCUGCCGCCUCUCGGCCAAGGACAAAAUCAGAGUCAGGGUCAGCCAGGAAGUACUCAACUAACGCAAGCCUCACCUGGCUACGCUCAGCUGCCGCGCGAAUACGCCAGUCAGCCACCGCCGCCGACAGGAUACAACACUGGUUGGCAAUACACGGACCCAAGGGCACCACUCCCUGCCCGGACAGAUCUAGUUAGGGCUACGUCUAGUGUCAUGGCUCCUGUCCAGCGCAAUGUUUCUACUCAGAUGUUCAGAAAGGGAACAGAGGAGUACUUCGCCUAUCAGCAUCAAGCAGGCGAGGAAGCGCCACUACAAAAUGUAGAGCAAACAGUGCCUGUGUUGCUUUGUCACACCUGCAGCGAUUGCGGACAAAUGCGGUCUGCGGGAUUUCAUCGGAAUCACCCGGUCAUACCAGGCAAGCCCAUCGUUACUACGCCGUGUAGGAAGUGUAAGAAACGUAGUAGAAACACCCAUCGUUCGAGGGCAACCAGCUAUGCGAGAGUCAGGACGUGUAGAGCCGAAGAACCGUGUGACUGGCCUAGAGAACCUGUCCACGUUGAUAUCGACUACAGUGAGCGAAGAGGCCGGCGGAGGGAUCGCGAUGAGGUAUAUGCAUCUUGGGGGACUGAUCACCUUCGACCGCGUAUCGUCACGGAAAGCUCAAGCCGCGCCAACCUUGGGCUGCGUUCAGUACAGCGAAGUCCUCCACGCGAGUACACAAGCGCCACUAGAGUGCGGGUUUCUUCGUUCAGUCCUGAACGAUCAAGGUAUGCAGGUGUCUGGCCACGGCCAGAUGUUGUUGGCACAAGACCUUUGAGAUCUGAUGAGCAAUACCAUACUUCUGACGAGGUAUGGCCGCCACCUGAUGUCAUCCGUACUCACUCGUAUAGGAAGAAGAGUCCACUCCGCGUGAACCCGCGUAUCAUCGAGCUCUCUCCUUCGCCUCCGCCGCAACGGUCCAGGACUACAAGGGUACACUACCGGCAAGAAUCAGAAGAGCGGAGACCUAGAAGCCCUGUGCGGCGCAGCGAGAGUCGCGUUCGUAUGCAAUCGCAUCCUCGCCCCUACAGGACUGUGAUACCGGAACGUCGAGUUGUCUCGCAUUCGGACGAUACUUCAACAAACGAUGCUGGCUCAGAGUCAGCCAACCGUGGAAUCCUCAAGCCGGCAGAUAUGACAUACGAAACAUCGUACAGGCGCAGAACCAACUUGCGCGAUAGCCAGCAGAGCACGAAUGUCGAGGUUGGAGGACCCCGUGUUCAGUUCGCGACAGAACGGAGAGAUGAUCCUCUUCCAACUGCGAGGCAUGACAAUGAAAAACACGAGCGACAUCUCCGUUAUGAGAGGCGAAGUUAUGUCGACGAGCCCGCUUCUCCGCCAAUUGAUCGCAUGGAGAGGCUUCACAUUAGGCAUUCAUCGCCGUCUCCUCAAAGGGCUUUUGAUGAGAUUCGUGUCGAUCGUGCACGUCGCAUCUCACCUUCUCCACCUAGACGCUUCGAGGAGGUACACUAUCGCCAUGUCAGUGUCAGCCCUAAACAGACUCGAGAGCGUGCGCUUCGCCAUUCGCCAUCACCUCCACCGCAUGAGCGAUCAGUGCAUCCACGAUACCGCCACGUUUCUCGUACAAGGAUCACUGAGCGUGCUCGGUCCCUCACGCCUCCACCUAUCCGAAGGCAAAUCACCUCAGAAGAUGACAUGACUGACUCUGAGGACGAGGGAGACGGGCCACUGGUCGAGGUCAGAAGCUGGAAGGGUAUUGAUGAGAAUGGGCAACCGGCUACUUUUGUUGAAGAAAGACGGAAACCGAGGUUGAUCGACCAGGGAAGCAUAGGAGGUUCUGAGUUCCGACCGCUGAGUGAGCGGCUGAGCGCGAGGAGCUAUCGCGAGAUCUGGUCUGUCCAAAAGCGGCUAGCUGGUGAGAUUACGACUUAG